CAGCCACUGGCGGGGAACACGGCGCGAUGCCCCUUCAGUGCCAGCAGAGCCCGGUGCUGGCGGGCAGUGCCGCAUUAGCCGCCCUGGGGGCACUGCUACUAUACUUGGGAGAGCCCUCCGGCUAUGGGAAGUACACAGGGAACCCAAUGCCCAGGGAUCCCCGUCUGCCCGCCCGCACCGCUUGGUUCCUGCAGGAGCUGCCCUCCUUCGUGGUACCGGCGGGGAUCCUCGUCGGGCAGCCCCGUGCUCUCUUUGGCCCGCCUGAGACUGUGCUUCUGAGCCUCUUCUGCGCACAUUACUUCCACAGGACAUUUGUUUACUCAUUCCUCACUAGAGGGAGGCCUUUUCCAGUUGUGUUACUUCUCAAAGGCUUUGUCUUCUGCAUGGGAAACGGACUCCUGCAAGGCUACUAUCUGACUUACUGCGCUGAAUACCCUGCUGAGUGGUACACAGACAUACGAUUUAGCCUGGGCAUCUUCUUAUUUAUUUUGGGAAUGGGAAUCAACAUUCAUAGUGACUAUAUACUGCGCCACCUCAGGAAGCCUGGAGAAAUCGCCUAUAAGAUUCCACAAGGUGGCUUGUUCACAUAUGUUUCUGGAGCCAAUUUCCUUGGUGAGAUCAUUGAAUGGAUUGGCUUUGCUCUGGCUAGUUGGUCCCUCCCAGCACUUGCAUUCGCAUUUUUCUCAUUUUGUUUCCUCGGGCUGCGAGCUUUUCACCAUCACAGGUUCUACCUCAAGAUCUUUGAGGACUACCCCAAAUCUCGGAAAGCCCUCAUUCCAUUCAUCUUUUAAAGAAACAAGCAAAAACAAAAAAGAACAAAGCUCCCACGAUACUGUAAAAUCAUCAAGUUGCUUAAACUGUAACACUUAAAUUUCCAACAUAUACAUACAUACAUACAUAUAUAUGUAUAUAAUAUUAAUAGUAGGCCUCUUGCCGUCUGACAGCUGGCCUGGAGAGUCUGCAUGGUACCCACUUUAGGAUGAACGCUCACCCUCCCAGGGUUCUCUAUUCUGAUCUCCUGUUGAAUCUUCAACAAGGCCCUUAGCUAUUCUUCCUAGAAAGUGCAAAGCUUCCUUGUGUAUUUUUUCUUUGUGUGAUCCAAGUACAUGUGGCUUUAUUCCAUGUUCUCUAUCCAUGUAAGACAGCUGUGUAGUCAAGAAAGUUUGAGGAUGAAGGCAGUGUUCAUAGAAUUUAUUCAAGAUACACAUUUUACACCUAUACAAAUUAGCAGAGAUUUGAAUUCUGAAGCUGCACAGCCCCAGAGAAAAUCUACUGCCAAAUGAAACCCAGUCACACCUUCAUUUUCUUUAGUUAAUGAUGAGAGAUGUGAAAUGCUUAGGUAAACUUUCAACAAAGCCCUCUCUUCAGAUAGCUGUAAUGUAGCCAUCCACUGAUCCCAUUUUAAAUGUGUGCAUUGUCUUCAUGCCUCUGUCUUACUGAAGAUUUCUUCAUCCCUGUCAGAGAAAUCAGCCUGACUCAGAAAACUAGUGUGUUUUAUUGAAGGUCAGGCUUUAAUGACCAUGAAGAAAAAGACUUGACAGACGAUGGCUACUGAAAGAGUAAAAAAGUGUUUCCAAGUAGCUACUGCAAACUCUCAUAUCCUUGGAAAAUGCUGGAAAUCUCCAAAUCAUGAGCGAGUGUCCAAUAAGGAAAUUUCUGAGUAAGAUCAGAGGCUGCUUGCCUCAACACUGACUGUGAAGCAUAUCAGAGGCACCCAGCAACUUUUCCCUUCUGGAAUUUCUUCAUCACAGUCCUCAGGAACUGAUCAAGAAGAUGUGUCUUGAGCAUGAGUGCGCAAAGGUCCGAAGGGCAGAGGCUGAAAGCUGCAACCGGAGCCAGGAAUCUGGGCAGAAAAACCUGUUUUAUUUGGCUUAGACAGUGUUUCACACAUAGUUGGGUUUUCUUUUCGUUACAGUCCAAGUUUCCAAAACUUAAAAAUGAGGAAGUUUCUACAUUCUAGUUUUCUUUUAAAAAUUGGAGGACCUGGGCCCACGGAGCCUGCUAAGAAGUGGGACUGAUUGUUCAGUUCGCAUUAGAAUUUGCAACCUUUGUGGAGGGAUUACACUAGCAUGGGUGCUGAGACAUUGAGGUCUAGAAGGAAAGGGCUGAAAACUCAUCAUCAGAAGGGAUGAAGAUAUUUGUCUUCCUCUGGCCUAGGCCAAUAGCAAACAUUGGUAAUAAUAUUUAGUUAGCAAGCUCUUUUGAGAAAUGAGCACUGGUUUUUAUCAGAUGUGG
Messenger RNA from Hipposideros armiger (great roundleaf bat), 2235 nucleotides. RefSeq names its product steroid 5 alpha-reductase 2 (gene SRD5A2). The record is from RefSeq and is a predicted model, not a curated record. Lineage: Eukaryota; Metazoa; Chordata; Mammalia; Chiroptera; Hipposideridae. The transcript is spliced from 5 exons. Gene Ontology annotation, molecular function: 3-oxo-5-alpha-steroid 4-dehydrogenase activity. Gene Ontology annotation, cellular component: membrane. Gene Ontology annotation, biological process: steroid biosynthetic process. The coding region runs from base 27 to 791 and encodes 254 amino acids.